AUGUCCCUUUCUAAGACUGCAAGCAUCCUCCUUGCUUCGGCUGCGCUGGCCGCAGGCCACGGAUAUGUCUCGAGUAUUGACGUGGAUGGCACCACUUAUGGAGGGUAUCUGGUGGAUACAUACUACUACGAGUCCGACCCUCCUGAGCUGAUCGCCUGGUCCACCACUGCUACCGACGAUGGCUAUGUCUCUCCUACCGCAUACGACAACUCCAGCAUCAUUUGUCAUCGUGGCUCAGCCCCGGCAGUUCUUUCUGCUCCAGUAGCCCCAGGUGGCUCUGUCAAGUUGACCUGGAGCACUUGGCCUGAUGAUCACCAUGGCCCCGUUAUCACGUAUAUGGCGAACUGCAACGGCAACUGCUCUGAUGUCGAUAAGACCACUUUGGAGUUCUUCAAAAUCGAUGCUGGCGGCUUGAUUAGUGAUGCUACUGUUCCUGGAACUUGGGCUUCUGAUCAGCUCAUCGAAGAUAGCUACAGCCGCACUGUCACCAUCCCCACUGAUAUCGAAGCUGGUGAUUACGUUCUUCGACAUGAGAUUAUUGCUCUGCAUGGUGCUGAAGACUUGGACGGUGCUCAAAACUACCCUCAGUGCAUCAAUCUCAAGGUUACUGGCAGCGGCACCGCAACUCCUAGUGGUACUCUCGGCACCGCUCUGUAUAAGGACACCGACCCUGGCAUCUACGUUGACAUCUGGAAUACACUCAGCACGUAUAUCAUUCCUGGGCCUACUCUGUAUACCGCCGGAAGCACAGCCACAGCUACCAGUGCGGCAAGCACCACUUCGGCCACUACCAGUGCUGGCACUACUGGUGCGGCGACCACCAGUUCUUCCGCCGACGCUGUGGUCACCACAAGCGCCGCUGCCGAAACUACUGUUGUGUCUCAAACUACCCUGGCUACGUCUUCACGAUCUGAGCCCACCGGUCAGACCAAGCCUAAUCACCCCGAGCGCCCUGCCGCUGGUGGGGAUCUCCCUAGUACCUCCGAUGCUGUCGCCACUACUACUGCCACAUCUAGCUCUAGCUCUUCAACCACGACAUCUGGUGUCCUUAGUGGUGCGUGCAGCGAGGAAGGCUACUGGUACUGCAAUGGCGGAACAGCUUUCCAACGCUGCGUCAAUGGCGAGUGGGAUGCUUCUCAGGGCGUGGCUGAAGGUACUGAAUGCACCUCUGGUAUCUCUGAGACCUUGACCAUCUCCGCUUCCAAGAGACGCCGGGAGGUGGCUCACAUGCGUCGCCAUCAUAUUCGCCCUGAUCUCUCGUAA
Messenger RNA from Penicillium daleae, 1263 nucleotides. RefSeq names its product AA9 family lytic polysaccharide monooxygenase. Lineage: Eukaryota; Fungi; Ascomycota; Eurotiomycetes; Eurotiales; Aspergillaceae. The record is from RefSeq and is a predicted model, not a curated record. The transcript has a single exon. Bases 1 to 1263 code for a protein of 420 amino acids.